AUGACCACCACUGCCGCGAACCCUCUUACCACCACCUUUGUGCCGCCUACUGAAUGCACCACCGAUACAUACGAUAUUUCAUGGUCCCAGAGCUCCGGUUACACAUGGUGGUGGGAGAGUCUAGGCGGCCAAGAUUGGUCCACUUGCUUCCCAUCCCAAUAUGAACCCACGAGCUACUUUUCUCCGGGAAUAUGUCCAGAAGGCUAUACCGCUGCCGGGGAGUCACAAGUCACCAGCGGUAGUGGAGUCGAGACACGAGCUACUUGUUGUCCCAGCUUCUACAAUGCUCAAACCGGUGACGAUUGGCCCUGGUAUACGACAAAUCCAUGUACAUCCUCCAACGCCAACGCUAGUUCCGUCUAUAGCUAUACUGUGACUGUCUCGGGGACUUCAACUGUGACAGAAACUGGGACUUUUGGCGUCAAUGCGAAAGGUGUUUCAAUUCGGUGGAAGUCAACAGACUUUGCCUCGUCAACAUCAACUCUAAGUUCAACCUCGGAUUUAAUAACGAGUACAACCACGAGUCAAACCGCAGCAGCGACAUCAACAACGGCAGCGAGCGAUACCAACAACCAAAAAUCGUCCAGUGGUUUGUCGACAGGUGCAAAAGCAGGUGUUGGAGUUGGAGUCGCUGCUGGUGCUAUCUCACUCAUUGCUCUUGCUUUCUGGCUAUAUCGGAGACGGCAGAAGACUGGUUAUAUUCCGACUGGUCGGUCGGAACAUCCAAGCGAACUAGGCGCGACCCGGCACACCAGCGAAUUGGCUGCUUCAUACCCACAGACUACCCAGACAAAACCUCCGAUCGAGUUGCAUGCAAUGUACCCGCCUGAGAUUGGCUCAAGUGAAGGAGGUACACCACAGCAAGCAAUGUCUCCGGUGGAGCUGGACACAACUCGAUGA
Penicillium malachiteum is the source of this 900-nucleotide messenger RNA. RefSeq lists its product as uncharacterized. Bases 1 to 900 code for a protein of 299 amino acids. The transcript has 2 exons. The record is from RefSeq and is a predicted model, not a curated record. Lineage: Eukaryota; Fungi; Ascomycota; Eurotiomycetes; Eurotiales; Aspergillaceae.